UGAUAAUCGAAUUUUGUUUUUUUGUUUUCGACAUUGUUAUUAUAUAAUUAUUAUUCUAAUAAAAUUAAUUGGUUGAAUUAACAUGGCUACUACUGAGUUAUCAUCAACAACUUCAAUGACCGGUCAUCAUCAUCAUCAGGUCAUAAAUUCUGCUACUGAUAAAGUAAAAGUAGCCGUUCGUGUACGUCCAUUCAGUCGGAGAGAAAUCGAAUUGGAAACAAAAUGUGUGGUCGAAGUUAAAGGUGAUCAAACAAUAUUACAUUAUGCACCACAACAAUUGACAACGACACCGGUAAUGGUGGCUAAAGGAACAAUAACAUCCGGAUCAUUAUCAUCAUCAUCGACAUCACAAUAUCCAACGACAUCACCACAACCUCAACAACAACAAAAUUCAACAUUAAGACCACCUAAAGUAUUCACAUUUGAUCACUGUUUUUGGUCAUACAAUAAUUCUGAUCCACAUUAUGCAAGUCAAGAGGAUGUUUUUCAAAAAUUGGGCCUAUCCAUUUUGGAUUCAGCUUUUCAAGGAUAUAAUGCAUGCAUUUUUGCCUAUGGACAAACAGGAUCGGGAAAAUCAUAUACGAUGAUGGGAUCUCCACAUGAAAAGGGACUAAUACCUAGAUUAUGUGAUUCAAUAUUUGAGCGUAUUCAAAACCUCACUGAACAAGAUCCAAAUUCAAAUUUCAAAUUAGAAGUUUCUUAUAUGGAAAUCUAUAAUGAAAGAGUUCAUGAUCUUUUAGAUCCUAUUGGAGCAAGACAUUCGCUUAAAGUGCGUGAACACAAUAUUCUCGGGCCAUAUGUUGAUGGCUUAUCUACAUUAGCGGUUUCUUCAUUUGAAGAGAUCAACAGCUUGAUGGCCGAAGGAAAUAAAUCUCGUACUGUGGCGUCAACCAACAUGAAUUCUGAAUCAUCUAGAUCACAUGCAGUGUUUACAUUAACACUGACUUGUUCCAUUUACGAUCCUGUUGCCGAUGUCGUUGGUGAACGUGUCUCGAAAAUGAGUCUAGUCGAUUUGGCUGGCAGUGAACGAGCAAUCAAAACCGGAGCUGUCGGUGAACGAUUAAAAGAAGGUUCCAAUAUUAAUAAAUCAUUAACCACACUUGGUCUUGUGAUAUCUAAGCUAGCAGAUCAAGCUAAUAGUCGCAAUCGCAAAGAACAAUUUGUACCAUAUCGAGAUUCUGUUCUUACAUGGCUAUUAAAAGAUAAUUUGGGUGGCAAUUCAAAAACUAUUAUGAUUUCUACCAUUAGUCCUUCAGCAGAUAGCUAUGAUGAAACAUUAUCAACGUUACGUUAUGCUGAUCGAGCCAAACGUAUUGUUAACCAUGCAAUAAUCAAUGAAGAUCCGAACAAUCGUAUUAUUCGGGAACUUCGUCAAGAAGUAGAACAGUUACGCGAACAGUUGAUGCAUGCUAAUGUUAACACGGACCUUCAAGAACGUUUGGCUGAGUCUGAAAAAUUUAUACGUGAAAUGGAACAAACUUGGGAAGAGAAAUUACGAAAAACAGAAAAAAUUCAUCAAGAACGACAACUAGCAUUGGAAAAGAUGGGCAUCUCCGUUCAAAGUUCUGGUAUUGCUGUAGAAAAAGAUCGUUAUUAUUUAGUCAAUCUGAAUGCCGAUCCAUCAAUGAAUGCUUUAUUGGUAUAUUAUCUCAAAGAAAAAACUUUAAUCGGUCGACCCGAUGCAACAGUCGAACAAGAUAUUCAACUUUUGGGCGUUGGUAUAAUGCCAGAACAUGCAGUAAUUCAAAUCGAUAGGGUCAAAAAUCAAUUAUGGAUAGAACCGAUCAAUGAUUCUCGGACAUUCGUCAAUGGAGUCCGUAUAUAUGAACGUGUAUGUCUUCGAAACGGUGAUCGAAUACUGUGGGGAAAUAACCAUUUCUUUAGUCUGAAUUGUCCGGCAACAUCUGAUCAAUCAUCUAUGAAUACAUCUAAAAUUGAAAAUAAUUACUUUGAUUAUAAUUAUGCUCGCGAUGAGAUGCUUACUUGUAAUAAUCCGGAUUUGAAAGCCAUGUUCUCGAUGCAAAAUGAUCCCCGACAAAUAUUAACGAUGUCAAGAUCCGGCGGAGGCUCACUAUCUGGCAGUACAACAUUUUUAUCAAACUUGGGUAAUUCAAAAUCUAAUGGCUAUGGCGUAAUGAGUGGUUCAUCAUUAAAUCUUACUUCAAAUCAAAUGCAUCACUCUCAGAGAAUGUUGGAGAAAUUAGCUAAAGAACGGGAAGAAAAUUUUCGUGUUUAUCUAUCAAAACUGAAAGAAGAGAUAGCAAAAGCUAAUACUCUGGCCUAUGAAGCUAGUUUGAUUGCUGAAGAAAUGCACAAAAGUAGUGAAUUCAAAGUCACUUUGCAAAUACCUCCAGCCAACCUAAAUCCCAGCCGCUUAAAAUGUGGUGUUUUCGUCUCUGAACCUGCUAUUUUGGUUAAAAGAAAAAAUUUCCCUUCACAAAUAUGGUCAAUGGAAAAAUUUGAUGCAAAUCUAAUCGAAAUGCGCGAACGUUAUGUCGAAUGGAAAGAAAGACAAAAUUUGAAACUAAAGAAUAAAACAUCAAUCAAUGAUGAUAAUUCUGUGCCAUCAUCACCGAAUUACAUACAACCACGAAACGAUCCAUUUUAUGAAUCCCAAGAACGACAUUUACUCAUUGGUGUUGCCAACAUUUUUCUAGAAGUACUAAUGCAAGAUGUUCAACUAGUUUACCAAGUUCCGAUUAUUUCACAACAAGGGGAAAUGGCGGGUCGUUUGCAUAUUGAAUUCGGCCGAAUUGAAGGAAAUUUCGGCGAACGCAUGGCUGAUGCAGCUUUCUCCGACGAUGAUUCCUUAUCAAAUGAUACUGAAUCAGUAGACAAUAGCAACAUGACCAAUUCUGUGAUUAUUGUCGAUGCCGAAAAGCCACAGUCCAUCGGACCAAACCAAUUCAAAUUACGUCUACAAAUAAAAUCUGCCAGUUGCCUACCACCAGAAUUAUCGAAUUUUGUUUUUUGUCAAUACACGGUCUGUGGUUUAACAGAAAUGAUUGUUCUCACCCCAGUCGAUACAACAGAUCUUCAUAAAUUGGAUUUCAGUUCAUCUUCACAGCCACAAAUUAGUUUUGAUUACCAACAAGAAUUUAUCAUCACGUUGACGGAAGAAUUUCGUGAACUUUGCAUUGAUGGUGCUUUAUCAAUUGAAGUCUGGGGACAUAGAAUAUCAGCUAAUCCAAUUAUAAAGAAUGAAUCUGAAGAACAAAUUUUCAAAAUCUCUCGUACCUUGGUGGAUCGUUGGUUAGAAUUGAAAAGAAAGUUAGAACUUUGGAUAGAAAUUCAUGAAUUGAAUGAUCAAGGAACAUAUACACCAGUCGAAAUUCAACAACAAGCAGAUAUUUCGACCGGUGGAGUUUAUCAAUUACGUCAAGGUCAACAGCGUAGAAUAUCAGUUCGAGUUGAAACCGUGCCAAAUUCUGGAACUCUUCCACUCAUAUUCCACUCAAUUCAAUUCAUUCAAGUUGGAUGUAUAUGUGUUAGAUCUAAAGUUCAAAAAUCAUUGGACAGCUAUCAAGAAGGUGAUUUGUCAUUGUUACAUGAAAAAUGGUCGGCUAUUUUGCACAAACGCCAAGCAUAUCUACAAGAUCAAAUAAAUAAAUUGAUGAAUAAAAAUAAGAAUAAAACUCAAGAAGAUAUCGAACGUGAACAUAGAUUAAUGAAUCAAUGGGUGACUCUUGUUGAAGAGAGAAAGGUCGCUAAAUGUCCAACACCAGGCUCGGAAAUACCUGGAGCUCCGGAUGAUAGUUGGGAAAUACCAGAUGGUAUGGAGAAUCACAUACCAGUUAUUUUUCUUGAUCUCAAUACAGAUGAACUGAACUUGUCCGAAUCUAAAAAUAAAGCAGCGGGAGCAGAUCUGAUUUUGCCCAAAGAACACAAUGGUAGUCCUUUUUACAAUCUAAGUAUUGUUUCUUCUCAAGCGAAUAUGGAUGGUGUGCAAGCUGUUGCUGCUUGGGAUUCAUCAAUACAUGAAUCUCCUCACUUGAAUCGUGUAACCUCACCUAAUGAACGGAUAUUUUUGAUAUUAAAAGUUUGCAUUGCAAUAACUCAUCCAGCGAAUAUGAAUUUGAUAUUACGAAAGCGUUUUGCCAUCAAUGUUUAUAAGAAGCAAGGACUUGUUUCAUCAACCAAAAAUAUUUUUAAACGUAUUUCACGUGCUGAUUUAGCCCCUGUUGCUACGGGAAUCACCUAUGAGGUUGUUUCGUCGAUACCAAAAGCUAGUGAAGAUAUUGAAGAUCGUGAAUCUUUAGCAUUAUUAGCUGCUUCCGAUGUUGAUCUAACCGCUUGUGACGGAGAAAGUUAUAUCGAACGUUAUACCAAAAGUGUUUCAGCAUUGGAAUCGAUUCUCACAUUGGAUCGAUUAAGGCAAGAAGUCGCUGUUCGUGAACGAAUCGCUAAGAAAGCUAAAAGAGCACUUCAACUUCUUUCUUCUACCAAUAACAAUAAUUUUUAUAAUAAUUCUGAAAAUUCUGAAUUGAGAAAAACCCUAUCUGUACCAAACAUGGUCCAAUUUGUCGGACAUUAUCGACAGCAUCAGACUACGCUAUAUCAAGGAAACAAUCUGGCAAUUGAUGAAAAUAAUUAUCAAAGAUCAGAAGACGAUUAUGAUGGACCAUCGGAGCAAGAACGAGCUGAUUCUUCAUUUGAUUUAUCAUAUCUUACAUCUGCUGCUGGACGCCUACGACAAAAAGCUAGCUCACUGUUCGGAAGUAUGACUGGAUUGAAUCAAAUUUACGUUACGGAUAUUGAUAUUGGCGAACCAGAUCGACAAAACAAAUCCGUAAAACUCGAAUCACAUCCAUCACAAAUAAACACUAUCAACAUGAAUAAGCCAUUUCGAAAAUCUAUGAGAACAGUUGUUGAAGAGAAACAAUUAUCACCAUCCAUUUCUGUUGACAAAUCAAAACAUACGGUUACAGAUCCAAAUGAUGAAGAAAAUGGGCAAUGUUUCAUUGUAUUCGAUCGUUCGGCCACCAAGGACAAAUUGCAACGAAGAUCACGACCAGAAAGUUUAAACAUUAUUAUUCAUAAUGUUGAUGAUGAUGAUGACAUUCGUUCAUACACAGAUAUACCGACCUAUUACAAUAUAUCUUCUAGUGAUUCGAAUAGCCAGAUGAGUAAUGCACGAAUAAACAGUACCGGAACACCCAUUUCCAAUGAAUCAGUAUCAAUACCAUCAUCAUUAUCUAUGCAAUCAUCGAGUAAUGGGAGCGGUGAUGAAGAUGAUGAAUUUAAAAAAAGUAAUCAUCUCAAAAUGAAUUUACCCGAAUGGAUGCAAAUCGGUGAAAGUGUACGAGUAUGUCCAGAUUCUAAAUUAGGAACAAUCGGAUAUAUUGGAGAGACGGAUUUUGCUCCUGGUAUAUGGGUGGGAAUCAUAUUGGAUACGCCUACUGGAAAAAAUGAUGGAUCAGUCAAUGGAAUAUCUUAUUUUCAAUGUCGGCCUAAAUUUGGAAUAUUUGUCAAGCCGGAAAAAUUGCGAUUAGAUACAAAAGGCAAACAAAUGCGAGCCAUUCUGAAUGAUAAAAUAAAUGGACGUCGAUAAGAUUAAUAAUUUAUAGCUAAUUAAACAUGAUUAAUAUUUUAUUAUAUGAUAUUUGUACACACAAAUCGAUUCACAUAUCGAUAAUGAUGUCCUUGUUUUCAUUAAUCUUUAUUUAUUUUUGUUGAUUAUAGCAUGAGGCCAGAAAAUACGAAUCAUUCCUUGUUAUCUGAUUGGUAUUAUAUCUUUUUAUAAAUUCACAUUCUAUCUAUCUAUUUUUUGUAUUAUGAUUGUUAUAUUAUGUAAUUUAAAUUAACCAAAAAAAAGAAAAGAAAUUAAAAAUUAAAAUUAUA
This is a messenger RNA of Dermatophagoides farinae (American house dust mite), 5841 nucleotides long. NCBI's taxonomy places the organism in Eukaryota, Metazoa, Arthropoda, Arachnida, Sarcoptiformes, Pyroglyphidae. The record is from RefSeq and is a predicted model, not a curated record.